AUGGAUAUUAAACAAAACGAAGAUAUAAAUAACCAAUCAAAUAAUGAAACAAAGGCAUCACUAAAAAUGGAAAAUUAUGAUAAAAAACCCAUAAAUAAUAAUAAUGAUUUUUCAAAAGGCGCAGGCAUUUUAUUCACUAUCGAAGAUUGUAUUAAAAAAUUAAGAAAUAAAGCAAAUAAUUUUUUAUUUAUUUAUAUAAUAAUUACAACAAUUCAUAUGUUAAUAUACGCAAACAGAGGAGCAUUAUCAGGAUCAUAUGAUUACUUAUCAUCAUAUUUUAGAUCUAUUUAUCCACAAGGAAAUGUAGAUAUACAUAUAGGAUUUUUAAUAUCUAUAUUUAUAUAUGGUGCAAGUCUAAAUUCAAUAAUAUCUGGAUCCUUAGCAUAUAAACAUGAUCCCUUUAAAAUAACCACAUUAUUUUUAUUUCAAGGCGCAAUUGCAUUAGCAUUAGCUAGCAAAUUUUUUAUUACCAAAUCCCAUUAUGGUUUAAUUUUUAGUAGAUUUUAUUGUGGUUUCUGUGAAGCUGCAUUUGUUACUAUUGCUCCUUCAAUUAUAUUUUCAUAUGCUAAAAGUAAAGCUGGAGCAUGGAUUAGUAUGUUUUAUAUGAUGUUUCCGUUAGGGACAUGCAUCGGAUAUUUCAUGGCCCCUAUGUUAUCAAUGGUAAAUGUAACUUUACCUCAAAUUUAUGCGACAUCAUGUGUCAUUUUAUUUGUGCUAGCCAUUAUUUGCUCCCUUUUUAGUGAAAAAAUAUUAAAAAAAAAUGAAUCUGAAAGGGCAGAUAAAGAAAAUGCAAAUGCUCUUAAAGAUGCCAAUUUGAAGGAUGGUGAUUAUUCAACAAAUCAAAACUCAGAAAAAUUAAACGAGCAGAAAAGCAUCACAAGUACUAACAAAGAUAAUUCAGACAAUAAAUAUCUCGAAAUAGAAUUAGAUAAUUGUGCAGAAGCAAUAAAGGAUAACAAAGCAAAAUCAAAUAUAUUUUCCAUAUUACGUACUAAUUUAUCUAAUGUUUCCUUUUUAUUGCCAGUUAUUUCUUAUACUGCUCAUCUAUCCCUUUUGUCAUGCCAUUUAGUAUAUGGCCCAAGUCUUUUAUAUAGUUAUGGUAUAUACCCAUCAUAUAAAAUAUCCGUAAUUGUUUGUAGUUUAGUAGCUUGUAUAUCUUCAAUAGUCGGUACAAUAAUGGGGGGAUAUUUAGUGGAUUGCUGUAAUUUAAAUAUACACGAUAUUGAUAAAAAUUAUGAACAUAUCAAAAAUGAUGAAACUAUAAAUAAACUAUAUAGAAAAAAUUAUGUUGUUUAUAAAUUUAUCAAAUCAUUAUCAUUUAUACUUUUGAUUGUUUCGAUUAUUGGAUGUAUAUUUAUAAUGACCAUACCAUUUGUUAGAAACAAAUACAUUUAUACACCUAUGCUAUUCAUUGGAUAUACCGCUAUACUCGCAGUAUCGCCAGGACAAAAUGUCGUAAUUAUGGCAGCCUCCCCCCAAAGCUUAAGAGCAUUUUCUAUUGGAUUAUCUACAUUUCUAGCACAUAUAUUUGGUGAUAUUCCAUGGACUGUUAUCAUCGGAAAAAUCAAGGGAACACUUGCUCCAGAUUGUAUCGUUACCGUUAAUAGUGAAAUUACCGAUGCUUGCCGUAGCCAAUAUAAUGGAUUACUAAUAACAUUAUUGAUCAUAUCAUCAAAAACAAUUGUAAUAGCAUUGGGAAUGCUUUCACUUUACCUUUAUUCGAGAAGAAAAAUGAUAAGAUAUAAAAAUUUACGAGCUGUCUCGUAA
This is a messenger RNA of Plasmodium vinckei vinckei, 1767 nucleotides long. RefSeq names its product major facilitator superfamily-related transporter, putative. Gene Ontology annotation, cellular component: membrane. The coding region runs from base 1 to 1767 and encodes 588 amino acids. Gene Ontology annotation, molecular function: transmembrane transporter activity. Gene Ontology annotation, biological process: transmembrane transport. Lineage: Eukaryota; Apicomplexa; Aconoidasida; Haemosporida; Plasmodiidae. The record is from RefSeq and is a predicted model, not a curated record. The transcript is spliced from 4 exons.